AUGAACGCCUUAAAUGAAGAGCUUGAAGCAGAAGUGCGGCGUGAAUUGUUAUUAACAUCAUCAUCGUCGUCGGACGAUGAAAACGAUGAGAACGAAUUAAAGAACAAACCAAAUCCAAAACAACCGAAGGAUCCAUCUUCAAUGACUUCAAUUGAGCGACUAAUACUAUCGCCCUGGGAAAAAUGGGUGAAUUACGGUCGCUUUCCGUAUAAGUUGAUGAUGCAUAUGGCUUUAAUACUACUUACAUUUGCUCAGAUGCAGUUAUUUGACGCUCAAAAUGCUGCGUACAUACGUGCUUCGCACCGCAAUUGGGCGUUCUUCUUUCUUCCUCCAACCGCAGAUAACGGCGUCGUACCUCGAUUUCAACGGGACUUGUAUACGAUCAAUCGUACAAUGACAGCGGUGCGUUAUUUACGUGAUUCCUAUUUUUCCAUUGGCAUCACGUCUGUCGCGAAUUACGAAUAUUUGCGCACGUACUCGGGUCAUAUUCAGCCAGUAAAGCUGACUGUCGGUCUUAUCCUACCUCAUGGCGAGAUGGAAAUGCGUGAAUACCUUGUCGCGGAGGACGACGAGAAUAUAGGGCCCUUUGAUUCGAAAAUGACUUCGUGGCAGCAAAAACAUUUGAUUCGGUCACUUCAAUUUGUCAAGUUCUCGUUUCCUUUGCGUGACCGCCAGUUUGGACAUUUCUACGAGGAGUGUUUUGAGUGGCACGUGAAUGUGGGUUUUCAAGUAAUUGAAAGCGCUCGAAUUCAUGUUCAGUUGGAGGACAGCGAAGUAUUGCGCUGCGUCAGCAUGCAUCCGCGUUCAUUUUGGGCGAUGACUAGACAAACUUUUGUCUGGAUGCACGUGAUUGUUGUGGUGGUUGUACUCUUGUACAUGACUCUCAGUCUUAGAGCGCUGUGGAAAUCAUUGCGUGUUAUGGCACGAGCCAGGAGACUGCUACUGGAUCAUAGCAACGAAACGUACGAAAAGAGUGAUGAUGGGCUUUAUUACGAAGCUUCGGCGGACUGCAAUGUAAGAAGAUUGCUGUUUAAUGCUAGACAGCGCGGAUUGAUAACAUCAUGGGCGGAAUUCCCAUUUUCGCUAAAGCUUUACUUUAUCAACAGCUUACAGGUGCUGGUGCUCACGUCGCUUGUGUUGCUGUUUUCAAGCACAAUGUGGAGUUUAUGUUUCUUGGAAGCGCACAUGCCAAUUCGAUUUUGGCAUCGAUUGUUGCAUGCGACAGCGUUGCUAUUACUCUGGAGUUGUUUUGUCGGGUACUUGGAGCAUAACCAGCACAUCUAUUCGAUUGUUUUGACGUUGAAAUGGGGAACACCACGUGUGCUGCAGUUUUUGCUCGGUGUAUCUCCAUUUUUUGUAGGAUAUGCUCUUUUUGGGACAAUCUACUUUGGAAAUAAGAUUGAUGAGUUCGGCACACUUAGUGCUUCAAUGAUUACGCUGUUCUCGCUCAUGAACGGAGACAGUAUCAUGGACACAUUUGAUGCGAUGGAUCUUCACCACUUUAUUAUUUCAGGAAGAGUGUACUUGUAUUCGUUUAUUUCAUUGUUCAUGUACGUGGUUUUGAACAUUUUCAUUGCCAUCGUUGAAGAAGCAUUUUUUGCUACGCAAUCUACCCGCAGACGGCUCAGUGACUACUUGUCAGCCCCUCGUGUAUUCCGUGUAGCGAAGGAGUCAGACAUCUCCGCAGAAAUGGCGCAUGCGAUUUUGCGGCUCAUUGACUUAGAAUAA
This is a messenger RNA of Peronospora belbahrii, 1728 nucleotides long. NCBI's taxonomy places the organism in Eukaryota, Oomycota, Peronosporomycetes, Peronosporales, Peronosporaceae. The record is from the annotation of a GenBank genome assembly.